AUGGACCUUCCGCCGCCAUCAAAUGACUAUCAACAUGCACCUCACAUGUCUGUGCGGGUAGAUACACCUAUGAAUGAGGUUCCUUCGACAACUUGCUCUGAUGCUUCCCUGGACACUGCUCUAGAUUCCUUUUCAGCAACAGAGUUACGCCAAAUUCUCCGAAUUGCUGUACAGAGACACCCUUCUCUUGCUUCUGACAUUACUUCAGAAUAUGCACAGAGAGUCUCACUUGGUGCGAGCAAGACGGUCAACUUCGUACACUACAGCAAUUCUGUCUGGCAUACUUUGAAUUCUAAGCACUACUUGGACCCAGCCAAAGGACGACAAUAUGCCGAUAAAGCGGUUCAGAGGAUAGCAAAUGAUAUAUCGAGCGUUGCUACCCAAGUACAGAGGGAAAGCUCCCUCGUCACCAAGAAGAAUGCCCUAGAGACCUUGAGAAAGAUCGGCAGGAGUGUUUGUCUCGCCACAGGUGGUGUGGGAGAAAGAGUCAAGAAUGUCUUAGGCUCUGACAAGAUGUUUGUGGAUGCUAUGAUCAAAGUAGCAGACAGCUUCACGGAAGACGAUCGACGUACGCUAUGGGCUGGUGGCAGUGGCACGGAGAUAGUUAAACGCCUGGAACAACUGGAUGAGCUGAGGAGGUGCUAUCGCGUAUUCGAUAGGUUGGAUGUCGUGCUGAAGCUGUUGAAGAGAGAAGAUGGUUUUGAUGGAAGUGUUCAUUGCUGA
Molecule: messenger RNA, 723 nt
Organism: Aureobasidium melanogenum CBS 110374
Lineage: Eukaryota; Fungi; Ascomycota; Dothideomycetes; Dothideales; Saccotheciaceae
Exons: 1
Coding region: 1-723 (240 amino acids)
Source: RefSeq, a predicted model, not a curated record